CUCCAGACUGAAUGCAGGCGGAGGGGGGAAGUGGAGAGAGGAGAGAGAGAGGGAAGGAGAGAACGUACAGGCCUUGCCAAAUAAAGCCAUGGGGGCCUGGGCAGUGACGGCCCUUUCUCCACUAUAAAUACGCUGCUCUUCUGCAGGUUCGGGUUUGGUGCCUGGAGCUCUGGACCACUGACUGCACCAGCCCGUCUCAGGAGAUUCUCAUCCGCUCUCAGGCCUGUCACUAUGCCCCGGGUGGAUGUUGACCUCAAACUGGACUUCAAAGAUGUCCUUUUCAGACCAAAGAGGAGCAGUCUGAAAAGCAGGUCUGAGGUUGACCUGCAGAGGACCUUCACAUUCCGGAACUCAAAGAAGACAUACAAUGGCAUCCCAAUCAUCGCUGCUAACAUGGACACCACCGGCACUUUUGAGAUGGCACAGGUGCUCAGCAAGCACACUCUCUUCACAGCCAUCCAGAAGCACUACUCCCUGGAGGAGUGGAAGACUUUUGCUGCCAGUCAUCCAGAGUGCCUUGAGCAUGUGGCGGCCAGCUCAGGCAGUGGAGUGGCGGAUCUAGAGAAACUGUCCAGCAUCCUGGAGGCCAUUCCUCUCAUCCAGUACAUCUGCCUGGACGUGGCCAAUGGCUACUCAGAACACUUUGUAGAGUUUGUAAAAAGAGUUCGGGAAAAGUUUCCUAAGCACACCAUCAUGGCAGGAAAUGUGGUGACAGGAGAGAUGGUGGAGGAACUUAUUCUGUCUGGAGCUGAUAUCAUAAAAGUGGGCAUUGGGCCAGGUUCUGUGUGCACCACACGCAUUAAGACCGGUGUGGGUUAUCCUCAACUGAGCGCUGUUAUUGAGUGUGCUGACUCGGCCCAUGGACUGAAAGGACACAUAAUAUCUGAUGGAGGCUGCAGUUGCCCUGGGGAUGUUGCCAAAGCUUUUGGUGCUGGAGCAGAUUUUGUCAUGCUGGGAGGAAUGUUAGCAGGACACGAUCAAUGUGCGGGUGAAAUCAUUGAGAAAGAGGGCAAGAAGUUCAAGCUGUUCUACGGGAUGAGUUCGGACACGGCCAUGAAGAAGUAUGUCGGAGGAGUAGCAGAGUACAGGGCAUCAGAGGGCAGGACGGUCCAGGUGCCCUACAAAGGUGACGUGGAAAACACCAUCAGGGACAUCUUGGGUGGUUUGCGGUCCACAUGCACAUAUGUAGGAGCUGCCAAACUCAAAGAACUGAGCCGCAGGACGACCUUCAUCAGAGUCACACAGCAGGCUAGCCAAAUGUUCACCUAGUCACACAGGCUAAAAAAACAUGCACACUCACCAUUACUAGUUAAGGAACAGUUGAGCUGAAAAUGAAAAUUCAUUUCUGUCAUCAUUCUAUCAAUUUGUGUGAAUUGUUUCUGUAAAUAAGCAGCAUAGUUCUACCAUAAAGAGAGGGAAGACAUUCACAAACAGAUUUCCCUCUGUCUUGCAGUUUUCUGUGCUCUUUAGAGUCAUCUGAUUCCUUAGCUAACUCAUUCAAAAACACUAUUACACUCAGACAGACAGGCCCAGAUUCUCAGGAACCUUGCUGUAUACAUUUCUUUGGAAAGCCAAUGUUGCAGUAUGGCUCAGUUUUGUUCAUUUAAAGCCUUUAAGUUCUUUAAAGUAUGCAAUGGGGUCGCAUCUGUAUGAGAGGGUGAAUAAGGAAACACCCAAUAAGUCUCUUGACAGGACAAUACUAGAGUGAAAUGAUUCAUUCUUGGUAACUAUGCAACCCAUUCUCUCCCUAUAGUAUAGCAACUGAAAGAAAUGCAUGCUAGUGAAGAAAUUACACACCAGCAGAGAAUCUUCUCUGCCACUUUAUGCUCGCCCCUGUGUGUUGUACUGUAAGUUUGAGCUGAUCUGAGCAGAGAUUGGCGCAUUGUGUACUGUUGUGAACUAUUUCUGCUGGCCUGCUUCCUUUGUGAUUGUACAAUGGGUGUGGUGGGAUGUCAUAUCAGACCAGAGGAAUGUGAAAACUUCUGCACCUCAUUUCUUCAACAUGCCUUGUGCAGUUUAUAUGAGUUAGAAAAUAGAGGAUUAAAAGUGUUAUAAGUAAAACAUUACAUAUGGAGGAAUAAACAUCUGAAUGAGAA
Messenger RNA from Megalobrama amblycephala (Wuchang bream), 2096 nucleotides. RefSeq names its product guanosine monophosphate reductase (gene gmpr). Gene Ontology annotation, molecular function: GMP reductase activity. The coding region runs from base 232 to 1269 and encodes 345 amino acids. NCBI's taxonomy places the organism in Eukaryota, Metazoa, Chordata, Actinopteri, Cypriniformes, Xenocyprididae. The record is from RefSeq and is a predicted model, not a curated record. The transcript is spliced from 9 exons. Gene Ontology annotation, cellular component: GMP reductase complex. Gene Ontology annotation, biological process: nucleotide metabolic process.